CUAUGCUACAAUGUUUUUUGAUCAAAAUGUUUUGCAAUAACAUGUUGGAUCGCAUGGUGUCGGUAUAAUAGCAAAGUGUUUGCCCAAAGCUUUUCGUCAUCACCGUUAGGUCCAAUCAUGCAGUUUGUCAUUGAGGUGUAAGGGCUUCAACACAGAAUUAGCGCUGUUCAAUUCCAAGGAGUGUAUCGGUGAAACAACGCAGUUUGCAAAGGAAUACGAAUGAUUUUAUGUCUUAACCAUUGAAGUAAAGAUACCGGAAUUAUUAUUUUUCUCCUUUUUUACAUUAUGGAACAAAGCGGACGCCAGCCGUGGAACGAACGAUGGAGAUGCGUUGCCUACAUGUUGGUUUUGGUAACGUUUUGGAGCAAAGCCUCGGCUCAGAUCAGAUAUUCGAUCUCGGAGGAGCUGAAAGAAGGAAGUGUUGUUGGAAAUAUUGCAAAAGACUUGGGAAUGGAUAAGGUUACACUGAAAGAUAGAGAAUAUCGCAUUGUUGGUGGUUCGACGGAACCUCUUUUUCGUUUGAAUCCGGACGACGGCAUUCUGUAUGUCAGCCGGAAAGUGGACAGGGAAGACAUAUGUGAACGAAGUAAGGCGUGCAUAAUCAACCUUAAAACCGUGUUAGAAAAUCCUCUGGAAAUCCAUUACGUGGCCAUUGAGGUGCUGGAUGUAAACGACCACUCCCCCGUCUUUCCUGAGAAAGAGAAGCGACUCGAAAUAUUUGAAUCGACGUUACCGGGAGCAAAAUUCCAGCUCCAACCUGCGCGCGACCCCGACGGGGCUCAGUUUACCGUUCAGCAGUAUACACUCAGCCAGAAUGAUCACUUUCGUUUGGAGGUUAAGGAGAGGGGUGAAGACCGCAAGUUGCCCUUCCUGAUAUUAAAGAAACAGUUAGAUAGAGAGACUUCGAUAGAACACAAGCUUUUGCUCACAGCUGUUGACGGCGGGAGGCCGGCGAGGUCUGGAACAUCAAUGAUAUUAAUUGAAGUGCUUGAUGUUAAUGACAAUUCACCUGUUUUUACAAAAGAUGUAUAUUCUGCUAUUCUUUACGAAAACGCAGAUCCAGGUACUUUAGUUAUUCAGGUUAAUGCAACUGAUUUGGAUGAGGGUGCAAACGGUGAAAUGGUUUUCUCAUUGGACAGCAGUAGAGAUAAUUUAGGUCUGUUUUUGAGCAUCAACUCUGAAAAUGGAGAUAUUUUGGCUCUUAAAAUUUUUGACUUUGAAACCUUGAAAAAGUUCCAGUUCCAAGUUGUCGCCACAGAUUCUGGGUCUCCAUCACUGAGCAGCAACGUCACGGUGCACGUGUUCAUUCUGGAUCAGAACGACAACGCUCCGAUCAUCUUGUAUCCUCUCAGCUCUAACGGUUCUGCUGAAGGUGUGGAGGAGAUUCCCCGCAAUGUGAACGCAGGACACUUGGUGACUAAAGUCAGAGCCUAUGACGCUGAUAUAGGAUAUAACGGCUGGUUACUGUUUUCACUGCAGGAAGUUACUGACCACAGUCUCUUUGGGUUGGACCGCUAUACAGGACAGAUCAGAACACUUCGCUCGUUCACAGAGACGGACGAGGCUGAGCAUAAACUGGUCAUACUGGUGAAAGACAACGGGAACGUUUCACUCUCAGCAACAGCUACUGUGAUUGUCAAAGUUGUGGAGCCCAAAGAGGCUUUUGCUGCUUCUGAUGUUAAAAGUGCAACAAAUGACGAGGAGGAGAAUAACGUGACUUUUUACCUGAUGAUAACUUUGGGCUCAGUUUCAACACUUUUUCUCAUCAGUAUCAUCGUGCUGAUUGCAAUGCAGUGCUCUAAAUCCACAGAGUAUACUUCUAAAUAUCUACAAGAGACUAAUUAUGACGGGACACUGUGUCACAGCAUCCAGUACAGAUCUGGAGAGAAACGCUACAUGUUAGUUGGACCCAGAAUGAGUAUUGGAUCUACUAUAGUCCCGGGAAGCCAUGCGAAUACACUGAUGCUCCCUGACAGGAGGACACAUGGAGAGGUAAGACAUGUUUAG
Molecule: messenger RNA, 2007 nt
Organism: Gasterosteus aculeatus aculeatus (three-spined stickleback)
Lineage: Eukaryota; Metazoa; Chordata; Actinopteri; Perciformes; Gasterosteidae
Source: RefSeq, a predicted model, not a curated record